Messenger RNA from Panicum hallii, 1146 nucleotides. Its product is annotated as dof zinc finger protein 2-like. NCBI's taxonomy places the organism in Eukaryota, Viridiplantae, Streptophyta, Magnoliopsida, Poales, Poaceae. Gene Ontology annotation, molecular function: DNA binding; DNA-binding transcription factor activity. The record is from RefSeq and is a predicted model, not a curated record. The coding region runs from base 178 to 1062 and encodes 294 amino acids. Gene Ontology annotation, biological process: regulation of DNA-templated transcription. The transcript has a single exon.
UUGCAUCUUUGAAUCUCACCACUACAGCAGGAUCGAGAUGCUAUAAUUAGCACGAAGGAGGAGGCCUGAGGGAGGUGGGGAAUCGAAGCAAUCGAUCGCCUCUUUGAGCUCGUCGAUCUCUCUCGCUCCUCCUUCCUAAGCGAUUUGAACACGACGCGCAAGAAGUGCUUUGCAUUCAUGGAUCCCACGCAGCGGCACGAGGACCAGAGUCCUGGCGCUCCGGCUCCGGCUCCGGCCAUGGCUGCAGGGGCGGCGCGCAGGGAGCGGCCGCGGAAGGAGGCGGCGCUCAACUGCCCGCGCUGCAACUCGACCAACACCAAGUUCUGCUACUACAACAACUACAGCCUGCGGAUGCCGCGCUACUUCUGCAAGACCUGCCGCCGCUACUGGACCGAGGGCGGCUCGCUCCGGAACGUCCCCGUGGGCGGCGGCUCAAGGAGAAGGAACCGCGCGUCGUCCUCUGCCGUGUCGGCGGCGGCGACCGAAGCAGUCACCCCCUCCGCCUCCGGCACGAUUCCCGUGGAGCUGGCUGCCAAGAACCCCAGGCUGGUGCACGAGGGAGCGCGCGACCUCAAGCUGGCGUUCCCGCACCACGGCGGCCGCGGCCUGCUGCAGCCGCCGGAGUUCGCGGCGUUCCCGAGCUUGGAGACCAGCGGCGCGACCGUGGCGGGCGGCAACGGCGCCGCGAGAAGCGGCGUGGGCGUGCUCUCGGCGAUGGACUUGCUCAGGAGCGCCGGCUGCUAUGUCGACGCGCAGCUAGGGAUGCCCGCCGAGCACGUGGCCGCGGGGUUCGGGCUGGGCGAGUUUCGCUUUCGCAUGCCCGCGCCGCCGCCGGUCACGCACGUGCACGGCACGCGAGGUGUGCAGGAGAGCGCGGGUAGCAGCCUGCUCUUCCCCUUCGAGGACUUGAAGCUGGCGGCGAGCGCGGGUGAGGACGCAACCGCCGGGGCUGAUCAAGGAGAUGACGGCGGCGUGGUGACCGCUGGCCAUGAGACCACGGGGUUCUGGAGCAAUAGCAUGAUCGGGAACGGCAGCAGCAAUGGUGGCGCCAGCCCUUGGUAAAGGCGGCGCGGUCCGUUAUCUUUCUGAUGUACUCUGAAGUCUGAAUUGGUUCAGUAAAGAGGACAGCAUGCUUCCAGUUGAUCU